AGAGACGAGAGACGACGACCGACCGCACCCCAAAGGCUCCCUCUCUCCGACCUCUGUGGUGUUCGUGUGUUUAACUCAAGAACGUCCAGCCAACAAGCCGCUCGGGUUUUUUUUUUGGUGCUAGCCAGUGGAAGCCAAGAGUUCAAUUGUAGGUGUGUGCACAUUUUAAACAUACUUCACACGCCGGAAUCUAUGUGAUUCUUGGUGGGCUGUUAACUUCCUUUUUGGAUAUUAGUUAAGAUUCUUCCCCUCCCCACCCCGCCUUAGCGUGCCAGUAUGAAUGAGUUAGAUAGCUUACGACAAGAAGCCGAAGCUCUGAAGAAUGCCAUUCGGGACGCGAGGAAAUCCGCCUGCGACACGACGCUGGUCCAGGCGACGGCCAACAUGGAGGCGAUUGGUCGAAUCCAGAUGCGGACCAGGCGGACUUUACGUGGUCAUUUGGCCAAAAUCUACGCCAUGCAUUGGGGCACGGAUUCUAGAAAUUUAGUCUCGGCAUCUCAGGAUGGCAAACUAAUUGUAUGGGAUUCAUACACGACAAACAAAGUGCACGCCAUACCUCUUCGUUCCAGUUGGGUGAUGACAUGCGCCUAUGCUCCAUCUGGGAAUUACGUCGCCUGUGGCGGCUUGGACAAUAUCUGCUCAAUAUACAGCCUGAAAACACGCGAAGGCAACGUUCGAGUCAGCCGGGAAUUGCCGGGACACACGGGCUAUCUGAGCUGCUGCCGUUUCCUCGAUGACAACCAAAUUGUCACCAGCUCUGGAGAUAUGACCUGUGCUCUGUGGGACAUCGAAACGGGACAGCAAACAACAUCUUUUACUGGACACACUGGCGACGUCAUGUCUCUCUCCCUUUCGCCCGAUAUGCGCACAUUUGUAUCUGGAGCUUGUGAUGCCUCCGCUAAGCUUUGGGACGUUCGCGACGGAAUGUGUCGCCAGACUUUCUCUGGUCACGAGUCAGACAUUAACGCGAUAGGGUUUUUCCCCAACGGUUACGCUUUCGCAACUGGAUCGGAUGACGCCACUUGUCGUUUGUUUGACAUCCGAGCCGACCAAGAGCUGGCCAUGUAUUCGCACGACAACAUCAUAUGCGGCAUCACAUCUGUUGCGUUUUCCAAAUCUGGCCGUCUCCUAUUGGCUGGCUACGACGAUUUCAAUUGCAACGUGUGGGACUCUAUGAGGACAGAACGAGCAGGUGUGUUAGCAGGUCACGACAACCGCGUCAGUUGUUUGGGCGUUACAGAAGAUGGCAUGGCCGUGGCCACCGGAUCAUGGGAUAGUUUCCUGAAAAUUUGGAACUAAAAACUGUCCCGCUUUCGUGCAAAACAACCGCGUUGCGGCCUCACACCACGUUGCUAUCGAACGCAGUUUCUAAUUUAUUGACACCUACUUGACGCACACAGCCGGAGAGAAGAGCAUGAUCCAUCAUAGAAGUCGCGGGAAAAAAACAAAAGCAAAACCAAAACAAUUCCCUAACCCCAACCCACUUUCAGCCAUCUUUUAGCCAAGGAAAUGCCCCGAAGAGAAAAAUCAACCACCCAAAAGACGGACGGAUGAAAUACCAAAAUGAACCGCGUAUAUAUUAUCUCAAUUCGAGUCCUUCGUUCUCGAUGUGGCAGAGACACAAAACACAGUGAUUCAGUAGUUCCAAAUUGUGACUCCUGUUGACGCCUCGUUCAGUUUAGUACCUCUCGCCCCCUACACAUCUUCUGCGUUUCAGUCUUGUCUUUUUAUUUUAUUUCAUUUUUUUUUGUGGUCAAUUCUUCCCUGAUCGACGCAUCAGUCGACGAGUAUUUGUCCCCCCUCCCCUCUCUCCCACAGAAAGCUGUUGUAUGGAAAGAUGAUUGCCUUCCUUCACCCCGCACCACCUACCCAUCAAACAUUGCUCUUUUUUUUUUUUUGAAAAGGCUUUUUUCUUGGCCUCCGGAUGCCACAACUCCUUGGAUUUUUGGUCGAUUUAGAACUGAAAAGCCAACCAUUUGAAACAGAAGCGCAGAAAACAAAUGAAAAUAGUAGCACAAACAAGUUGUCAGCUGGGGCGUAAUGUUUCGCACAAUGUCGCUCUCUCUCCUUUCGUCGCCCGACCUCCUCCCCCUCCAGUCCGCCCUGUUUUCUAUUUCGGUUUCACCACCCAGGCUUAAAUGAAUUCUUUCAUUCAUCCGCCAUUUCCUCCAUGCGUAGACUCGAUAGAGGACGCGUCGCUUCGUUCGUGCAGGAUGUGUCUAGUCAACACCAUCAUUCAUAAACUUUUUUAUCUAGCUUGUUUAAUGGGUUUUUCCGCACCUUUUUCUUUUUCUGAGUUCCCACCUUGGCUAUAAAUAUUUGUUUUUUUUUUUCUCAUUUUUUCAUGGGGGGAGGGGUGGGGGGUUGGCUAAAUUUUUGGUUGUCCUCCAUUAAUUUUCUUCUUUUUUUUUCGAAACUCGUUCCUCUCCAUACAAUCUCUCCCCAACAUUGUCAUUAAUUAACAUGUUUAAAGAGAAACGCUUCAGAGUUUCAAUUCGUCAGUGCCGAGUUUUAUUACAUGAAUCGGGAGGGAAGGGGGACAAAAAAAAAGCGGUUCAAUGAAUUUCUGCCCUAAUUUGUUUCGUCAAAAUCUCAUCGUGAAAAAAAAAAGAAAGAAAGAAAGAAAGAAAACGACGAGUUCGCUUUGGGACCACAGGCACAGCGGACUGGUUUGAGAUGUUAUCCUUCCAUUUUACUUAGUGGUUUUUCAAAGAAAAUGACUAUCAUCCAAUUUCCCGCAUCGGAAACAGAACACACAAGUCUGAUUUCGUUCAACUAACGUUCGCGAAGAGAGUAGGAAGUUAAUCUUAAGCUAUUUCAUGCGCACAGAAAAAUUUCGUUUUUCUUGUUUUAUUUGUUGGCUAGAUUUUUCAUUUCCUCAAUUCAAAAAGAAAUCGUCAGCUCUCCGCCGUCGACAUGGCAACACAAAGCGUUUAUGUAAGGUCCUUUUCUUUUUUAAAAACUUCCUCUUUUGGGUUUCUCCCCACUAUUUCUUUCCGAAUGUCCCCAACUAGAUGAAGAAUAAUGCGAAUGUGGAAGGCGAGGGUUAAAACAAACAAAAAAAUUCUCUGUGUAGUUGAGUCAUUCAGCUUUUAUUACCAUGCGGUAUCAUCCGAAUAGGAAUCGAAACAAAAAGCGCAAAAGCCCAAAAAAACAAAACACAAAAAAACAUAAAACACAAAACAAAAGGAAAAAAAAAAAUUGAGAUAACAAUAAAAAAAAAAGGCCAGCGUCUACAACUGCCCAAUGACCGGACCACCUUUGACGGGGACUGGGAAAGAAGCUGUACAGUAGAAGUGGAAUAUUGUCUUUGUUUAUGUUGGUUUCCGUGAGGCAGUUUUUCUUUUUUAUUUUCCCCCCUAUUUUUUAAAAAAGCGUGAAUCUGCAGUCCAGGUGCGGUGUUAGCUAAUCGCACAAAUGCUAGCACCGCAUCUGCCAUGUCGGAAAGAAUUCGCAGCGUUAUAUCUCCCCUCCCAUCCCCAUCCCCCCAAUUGAUGGCAAGCCAAGUUAGACUAAAGUGUUGGUGCCGGACUAGUCGCGCGACUCUGUAGCCGCCCACCAAUGCUCAAAGUCGUGCUCGGGCUCAGGACUACUCCGUCGCAAGACUUUCGAGCUAACUUGGGAUUGCGUGUGUUUGGACUUUGGAUUUCUUCUCGAAUCCCCCCUUUUAUGGCAAAAUGUGUGUUCGUCCCGCCCCCACUUCUGACCCACCACCUCCCCCCCAAUUUUUGCUUCAACAGUAUAUCGGUAGAUUUAACCAGCUCUUAUUCAUUCGGUUCCCUGCGUUACGUUCCCUGACCCCCCCCCCCCCUAUCUCCAUAUUGCCCAUUCAAUUUCUUUUGUUCUCCCAGAGAACGUGAACCACGACACGAACAUUUUGAGGGGUUGUACAGUUUCCUGCCCUGCUACAUCCCCGCGUUGGCCGGUUUUCGUAUUUACAUGAUAUCCUCACUCCUUUCAUUUUUUCUUUUUCUUCUUUCCAAUUUUUCAUUUUUCUCUUCCUUUCUAUCUUGCUAUCUCUUCAACCUUUAGAACCGAACAACUUGAUUGAAUGAUUUUUUUUCUCUUUUCACAUUCUCGGACAUUCAUUAAGAAAAACCGUUGAUGAUCGAGUCGAUGCUUCAAAUCAAUUUUUUUUUUGUGUGUCCUAAUUCAUUCUUGGUUGUUUAUCUCGUGUGUAACGUUUAAAGGAACAAAAAGAAAACAACAAAAGGAACACAAAA
Molecule: messenger RNA, 4223 nt
Organism: Daphnia pulicaria
Lineage: Eukaryota; Metazoa; Arthropoda; Branchiopoda; Diplostraca; Daphniidae
Gene: Gbeta13F
Product: guanine nucleotide-binding protein G(I)/G(S)/G(T) subunit beta-1
Exons: 9
Coding region: 277-1299 (340 amino acids)
Biological process (GO): G protein-coupled receptor signaling pathway
Cellular component (GO): heterotrimeric G-protein complex; cytoplasm
Molecular function (GO): protein binding; signaling receptor complex adaptor activity
Source: RefSeq, a predicted model, not a curated record